Molecule: messenger RNA, 777 nt
Organism: Helobdella robusta
Lineage: Eukaryota; Metazoa; Annelida; Clitellata; Rhynchobdellida; Glossiphoniidae
Exons: 2
Coding region: 1-777 (258 amino acids)
Source: RefSeq, a predicted model, not a curated record
AUGGAAAACUUGAAAAAUUGGAAUAAAGAGUUUAUGAAACAUUUCCACAAAAAGUUCUUUAAAUUCUCUAAAGAAUUCUACGUCCAAUUGCUAGCAGUUGCACAUGGAAUGAAACUUUCAUUCCUGUUCGAUCUGUUUGCUACCGACCAACAAUCCGUUGAAGCAUUUCUCCGUGGGGCUUCGGUGAUGGAAGAUUUCAAAUUCUUGUCAUCUCUUCAUGCUUUCAGUUUGAAUGAUGAAAUAUUCAUCUGUGAUACAAUCUCAGUGAUGCGAGUCUCGGACGGUAGUUCUUACAACGUCAUAUUCGUCGAUGUGUCAAAAGAACUGACUCGGCCAAAGAUCCUUGAAAGUGAUCUUGAAGUUAUUCUUGAUAUCAAAAAAGAAUUUCGGCAUAUUUUAACGUUCGUAGGCAGAUCUAAGAAUAGAAUGAUUAGUCUAAAUCCGGAGAGGCAAGUCAGUAUGUCGUCAAUUUUCGGACUAUUGUUGAAUUUUCCAGUUGUAUACUGCUGUAAGGAUGAUGGUAACUGUUUAAGUUUGAAACCUUUAAUUAACAUGAAAGUUUAUUUAAAGUAUUUUAAUAACGAAUAUUGCAUUUAUUCGUUUACGUAUCCUAAAAUGUUGGAAGAUAUGUGCAAAGAUUCUGUCAGUCUCUGGCUUGAUCAUUUGAGGACACAUGUAAAAGAAUUAAAUUUUGAACUUAAAUAUGGAUCCACUCCCUGUCAUAAAGAUGAAGCAUGCAACGUCAUCAUUUACCAUGUCAAGAAGUUAAAUUUUUGA